CUCUCUUCACAUCACACUUUAACUCCUUGCUUUUGCUCGGAAAAACACAGACUCUCACACAAGAUAUAUAUUCAUAUACACAUAUAUAUAUAUAGUUGGAAUAAGAAGCUCAAGCAUUCAAGGUUUCUCUCACAUUCUUUCUUCGACCAUUUCCUUCAGAUUAUUCUCUAUCACCAGGUACGUACUAGAGGAGCAAUGCUAUUGUUUUUUCUUUUUUUAUUUACAUUUUUUUUAUCACUUGGUUUUCUUACGAUAUCAAAACUUUGAUUCAGUUUAUGUUCAUUUUGUAUAUUGUAACUUGGUGGUUCGGACUGGUGGAUUAUAAUAAGACCUGUGUUUAAUGAGCUUAAUCAAAGUUUGAAAUUUGGGUUGUGUUUUUAUCAUAAAACCCCAUCAAGCUAAUUUAGCUUACAACAACAAUCAAGCCAUAUCGUACUAAAUGAGGUCGGUUGUAUGAGUCCUAUCACCCAUUGCUUUGGUUAGACAAUGGAUUCCGAACGAAGAAUAAUAGUUUUGCAGUUUCAUAUAUUGUGGUGGUAAUAUUAUGUAAUCUAUGAUUUGUAAUUGAUGAUUAAGCAAUGUGUAAAUCUUCGCUCUGUUUCUUUAUUUUUUAUUUGUAUAUAUUUUUUUUCUCUUUCUAUAUACUUGUUAAAAUUUGAUUUUUGUUCUGAUGGAACUGGAUCUUUUGACUCUAAGAAAUAUCAAGGGCAAGAUUUUGGUUGCCCAAACCGGUUUGGAAGAUUUGUUUUCGGCUAAAUGUAUUCGGGUUUUCGUAGGAUCUUGACAACAUAUGGUACUGUGUUUGUGUAUUUGUACAUGUUCACCUCUUUGUGGUGUCUAAAGAGUAAGUCAAAGUGGAUCGUCCCUUUAUAAAGUUUUAGAUUACGGUUAGGGAAUUGUUCUAUUUAUAAAAUUUAGACUAUGGCAGAGGUAUUGUCCUAUUUAUAAAUUAGUUCACUUGAGUUAUAAUCAGGUUAGAGUGGGUUAAUAAAUCAGGUCGGGCAUGAACAGACAACGGAUCAAUCCAACCCAAUCCAAUAUAUGACCGAGUUAAAAUUGGGUUGAGUUCGAACGCAUUAUAACUAUAUAAAAAAAAACACCUGCUUGUUAGAAUUUAAAUUCAGAUUGGACAUAGACAAAUUCGGAUUGACCUAACCCAAAUUGCACCUCUAGUCCAAACAAGCAAAAAAAUAUUGUUUUAGUAAAUAUGUAUAUUCCAUAAAUAAAAAAAGUAAAUACGUAUUUCCUAUAAGACUACAGUAAAUAGUUUCCUAAAAGAGGUUACUACUGGUGCGUUGUGGCCAUUGAGAAAUAAAAAAAUAUUAGUGCUAAAUGUGCAAUAAGCGUGUUAAUCGUGCAGCUCUCGCACUUUAAUCCUGCUAUAUAUGGGCUUUGAACGUGUAAUAACCCUGUGAAAUUACAUUAUUUAUUGACGUGGCCAUGGCAUUAAUCCUACUUGGCAAUGCACCCUGAAAUUAAUCGUCCAUAUUUUGCCAGUCGGGACCAUAAGCACGAGCAAGGCACGCGCAUUUGUGCGCAGAGCCGCUCGACGGCAGUAAUUCCCACAUGCGCGCUAAAUUUGUACAGUUUUGUGUGUUUAAAAGUUGGCCGCCGCCGCCACCAUUUCUGUCACUGUCUGUUUUUGAAGAACCUAGUCGUCAUGGAUCCCGAGAAAAUUGCUCAUGGGACUUUGUCGGAACAAGAAGAAGUUUGCCCAACUGCUAUAGAAGAGGUGGCGUUGGUGGUGCCGGAAACUGACGACCCAACCCUACCGGUGAUGACAUUCCGGGCGGUGUUCCUCGGCAUAUCGACAUGCACUCUAUUGAUCGUUCUCAACACAUUCUUCACAUUCCGUACGCAGCCGCUGACCAUCGCCCCCAUCUUAAUGCAAAUCAUCAUUUUACCCUUGGGAAAGUUGAUGGCUUCCACUCUCCCGACGCGGGAGUACAACCUCCCCCUCCUGAAUUGGAAGUUCACCUUGAAUCCUGGGCCGUUCAACAUGAAGGAGCACGUAAUCGCCACCAUCUUCGCCAACUGCGGGUUUUCUCCCGGUGGAGGCGACGCCUAUCCUAUCGGAGCCAUUACUGCUAUGAAAUUGUAUUACAAGCAGAGCGUGACUUUUCUUUGCGCCCUCUUCAUGGAAUUAACCAUAAAGAUAUUGGGAUAUGGAUGGGCCGGAAUACUUAAGAAGUACCUGGUUGACCCUAUGGAGAUGUGGUGGCCUUCCAACCUCGCUCAGGUUUCUCUGUUCAGAGCACUGCAUGAAAAGGACCACGGAUCCAAAGGCCUUACACGGAUGAAGUUUUUCCUCAUAGCCUUGGCAGCGAGCUUCACCUAUUACGCACUCCCUGGUUAUCUGUUCCCGAUAUUGACAUUCUUCUCUUGGGUGUGUUGGGCUUGGCCGCACAGUGUCACGGCUCAACAGAUCGGCUCAGGUUACCAUGGACUCGGAGUUGGCACCUUCUCCUUUGACUGGGCUGGGAUUUCAGCUUAUCACGGCAGCCCCCUCGUUGCACCUUGGUCUUCCAUUCUCAACACUGGCAUCGGAUUUGUCUUGUUCAUCUAUGUCAUUGUCCCUAUUUGUUAUUGGAGGUUUAACACAUUCAAUGCUAGAAAAUUCCCCAUAUUUUCCAAUGAUCUCUUCACCUCCAGUGGGCAAAAAUAUGAUACUAAACGGGUACUGACACCCCAGUACGAUCUUAACAUUGAUGCCUACAACAGUUAUGGCAAGCUCUAUCUUAGCCCUCUUUUCGCUUUAUCCCUCGGAAUAGGAUUUGCAAGAUUCACAGCAACCCUUAGUCAUGUGGCACUGUUUCAUGGCGGUGAUGUGUUAGCACGAAGCAGAUCGGCGAUGAAGAAUGUGAAAGUGGAUAUCCAUGAAAAACUGAUGAAACGUUACCAAAAAGUACCUCAGUGGUGGUUCCUCGUUUUGUUUAUAGUGAGUGUUGCACUGUCCCUAUUAACGGCUUUUAUAUGGAAAGACGUUGUGCAGCUGCCUUGGUGGGGGAUGCUAUUUGGCUUUGCCUUGUCUUUCAUUAUCACCCUCCCAAUUGGUGUCAUUCUAGCAACCACCAACCAACAACCUGGAUUUGACAUCAUAUUUCAAUUCAUUAUGGGGUAUAUGCUACCAGGAAAACCCAUUGCAAACAUUGUUUUCAAAUUCUAUGGACGAAUCACCACUGUCCAAGCUCUCUCUUUCUUAGCUGACCUUAAACUUGGGCACUACAUGAAGAUUCCACCUCGCUCCAUGUUCAUAGCUCAGCUAGUGGGAACUCUGGUUGCCGGUACUGUCAACCUUGCAGUUGCAUGGUGGAUGAUGGAAGGUAUUAAGAACAUAUGUGACAUUGAAGGGCUUAAUCCUAACAGCCCAUGGACUUGCCCGAAACACAAAUUCACCUUUAGUGUUUCUAUUCUAUGGGGCCUUAUUGGACCAAGGCGACUGUUUGGACCUGGAGGAUUGUACAGAAACUUGUUAUGGUUAUUUCUUGUUGGAGCUAUUUUGCCAGUUCCCAUUUGGAUAUUGACCAAAAGAUUCCCAGAAAAGAAGUGGAUUUCAUUGAUAAAUAUCCCGGUCAUUACUUAUGGUUGUGCUGGGAUGCCACCAGCUACUCCCACUAACAUAGCAAGUUGGCUUGUCACUGGAACCAUCUUCAACUAUUUCGUGUUCAGAUAUCGUAAGCGCUGGUGGCAGAAGUACAAUUAUAUUCUAUCUGCAGCAUUGGAUGCUGGCACAGCUUUCAUGGGUAUCCUAAUCUUCUUUGCCUUUGAGAAUCGACACAAAAGUGUUGACUGGUGGGGCUCUGAACUUGACCACUGUCCUCUUGCAACAUGCCCUACUGCACCUGGUAUUGUGGUUAAAGGAUGUCCUGUUAUUUGAAAAUAUAGCUAGUUUUGUAUCAGGUUUAUGUUUCUGUUGUCUGUUAAGUUAGUAGUAGUAAAAUAUGAUCAUUUCUUUAUUUAGGUAUAAUUUGGCAACUGUUAGCCUUUCAAAUGUGUUGGUUUUGUCUACUGAGAUUAUGAUUUUUUUAUCACAACUAAAUUUUAGUGUAUCGCUUAUCAUCUCUUC
This is a messenger RNA of Malus domestica (apple), 4066 nucleotides long. Its product is annotated as oligopeptide transporter 3-like. The record is from RefSeq and is a predicted model, not a curated record. Gene Ontology annotation, cellular component: plasma membrane. Gene Ontology annotation, molecular function: oligopeptide transmembrane transporter activity. NCBI's taxonomy places the organism in Eukaryota, Viridiplantae, Streptophyta, Magnoliopsida, Rosales, Rosaceae. Gene Ontology annotation, biological process: transmembrane transport.